GUGGGAAUGAGAUCCCGAAACCAGGGUGGUGAAAGUUCAUCCAAUGGGCAUCUCUCCUGCCCCAAGUCCUCUAUCAUCAGCAAUGCUGAUGAUAAAAGUUUCUCAGAAGAUGCAAAAAAGAAGAAUAAAUCAAACAGAAAGGAGGAUGAUGUCAUGGCCUCAGGAACUGUCAAACGACACCUAAAACCAUCUGGAGAAAGCGAGCGAAAGAAUAAGAAAUCCUUGGAGUUAUCCAAAGAAGACCUUAUACAGCUACUCAGUAUAAUGGAAGGAGAGUUGCAGGCCAGGGAAGAUGUGAUCCAUAUGCUGAAGACAGAGAAAACCAAGCCUGAGGUUCUGGAGGCUCAUUACGGGUCUGCAGAACCAGAGAAAGUGCUCCGAGUCCUGCACCGAGACGCCAUCCUAGCCCAGGAGAAAUCUAUAGGAGAAGAUGUCUAUGAGAAACCAAUUUCAGAGCUGGACAGACUUGAGGAAAAACAGAAAGAAACCUACCGGCGCAUGCUAGAGCAGCUGCUGCUGGCAGAGAAGUGUCACAGGCGCACCGUGUACGAGUUAGAGAGCGAGAAGCACAAACACACUGACUACAUGAACAAGAGCGACGACUUCACCAACCUGCUGGAGCAGGAGCGGGAGAGGUUGAAAAAGCUCCUUGAACAAGAAAAGGCUUACCAGGCCCGAAAAGAAAAGGAAAAUGCUAAGCGACUCAAUAAACUAAGAGAUGAGCUUGUAAAACUCAAGUCCUUUGCACUCAUGCUGGUGGAUGAAAGGCAAAUGCAUAUUGAACAACUUGGCCUGCAAAGCCAGAAAGUACAGGAUCUUACUCAGAAACUGAGGGAAGAAGAAGAAAAGCUCAAAGCCAUUACUUCCAAAUCCAAAGAAGACAGGCAGAAACUGCUCAAGUUGGAAGUGGAUUUUGAACACAAGGCUUCGAGGUUUUCUCAAGAGCAUGAAGAGAUGAAUGCUAAAUUGGCUAAUCAAGAGUCUCACAACAGGCAACUUAGACUCAAGCUGGUUGGCUUGACUCAGAGAAUUGAGGAACUGGAAGAGACCAACAAAAACCUUCAAAAGGCAGAGGAAGAACUUCAGGAAUUAAGAGAUAAAAUUGCCAAAGGGGAAUGUGGCAACUCCAGCCUUAUGGCUGAAGUGGAAAAUCUCCGGAAGCGCGUGUUAGAAAUGGAGGGUAAAGAUGAGGAGAUCACUAAAACUGAAUCCCAGUGCAGGGAAUUGCGGAAGAAGCUGCAAGAGGAAGAACACCACAGUCGGGAACUCAAACUUGAAGUCGAGAAGUUACAGAAGAGAAUGUCUGAACUGGAGAAAUUGGAGGAAGCAUUUACCAAGAGUAAAUCUGAGUGUACCCAGCUACAUCUAAACCUGGAGAAAGAAAAGAACUUAACCAAAGACCUGCUAAAUGAGCUGGAGGUGGUCAAGAGUCGAGUUAAAGAACUGGAAUGUUCUGAAAGUCGAUUGGAAAAGGCUGAAUUAAGUCUAAAAGAUGACCUUACAAAGUUGAAGUCAUUUACUGUGAUGCUGGUUGAUGAAAGGAAAAAUAUGAUGGAAAAAAUAAAGCAAGAAGAGAGAAAAGUGGAUGGACUCAAUAAAAAUUUUAAGGUGGAACAAGGAAAGGUUAUGGAUGUAACUGAAAAACUAAUUGAAGAAAGUAAGAAGCUUUUAAAACUGAAAUCUGAAAUGGAGGAAAAGGUGUACAAUUUGACAAAAGAAAGAGAUGAGUUAAUAGGUAAACUGAAAAGCGAAGAAGAAAAAUCCUCUGAAUUGAGCUGCAGUGUUGACUUAUUAAAGAAGAGACUUGAUGGAAUAGAGGAAGUGGAAAGGGAAAUAACAAGAGGAAGGUCUCGAAAAGGAUCUGAGCUCACCUGCCCAGAAGAUAACAAGAUUAAGGAACUAACACUUGAAAUUGAGAGACUGAAGAAACGCCUCCAACAAUUGGAGGUGGUUGAGGGGGAUCUGAUGAAGACGGAGGAUGAGUAUGAUCAGUUAGAGCAGAAAUUUAGAACUGAGCAGGACAAGGCUAAUUUCCUCUCUCAACAACUGGAGGAGAUAAAGCACCAAAUUGCCAAAAAUAAAGCAAUCGAGAAAGGUGAGGCUGUGAGUCAGGAAGCAGAGCUGAGACACAGAUUUCGGUUAGAAGAAGCUAAAAGUCGAGACUUAAAAGCCGAAGUACAAGCUCUUAAAGAGAAGAUCCAUGAAUUAAUGAACAAAGAAGAUCAACUUUCUCAACUUCAAGUGGAUUAUUCUGUCCUUCAACAAAGAUUUAUGGAAGAAGAAAAUAAGAACAAAAACAUGGGGCAGGAGGUCCUCAAUCUGACCAAAGAGUUGGAGCUUUCAAAGCGUUAUAGCCGAGCUCUUCGACCCAGUAUGAAUGGGAGAAGAAUGGUGGAUAUUCCUGUGACGUCAACUGGAGUGCAGACUGACGCGGUGAGCAGUGAAGCAGCAGAGGAGGAAACACCAGCAGUAUUUAUACGGAAAUCCUUUCAAGAAGAAAAUCACAUCAUGAGCAAUCUUCGACAGGUAGGAUUGAAAAAACCUAUGGAACGAUCCUCUGUUCUAGAUAGGUAUCCUCCAGCAGCAAAUGAGCUCACUAUGAGAAAGUCUUGGAUUCCAUGGAUGAGAAAAAGGGAAAAUGGGCCCCCAAUCACUCAGGAAAAAGGGCCUCGAACAAAUCCCAGUCCAGGGCACCCAGGAGAACUGGUCCUUUCACCAAAGCAAGGCCAGCCUCUGCAUAUUCGAGUGACACCAGACCAUGAGAAUAGUACUGCAACUUUGGAAAUAACAAGCCCAACAUCUGAAGAAUUUUUUUCUAGUACCACUGUCAUUCCUACCUUAGGGAAUCAGAAACCAAGGAUAACCAUUAUUCCAUCACCAAAUGUCAUGUCUCAAAAACCAAAAAGUGGAGAUGCUACUCUUGGCACAGAACGAGCCAUGUCCCCGGUCACGAUUACUACAUUUUCUAGAGAGAAGACCCCAGAAAGUGGAAGAGGUAUGUUUGCAGACAGGCCCACAUCCCCCAUUCAGAUAAUGACAGUGUCUACAUCAGCAGCACCAGCUGAGAUUGGAGUCUCUCCUGAAUCCCAGGAAAUGCCCAUGGGAAGGACUGUCCUCAAAGUCACCCCAGAAAAACAGACUGUUCCAACUCCACUACGGAAAUAUAACUCCAAUGCCAAUAUCAUAACCACGGAAGACAAUAAAAUUCACAUUCAUUUAGGUUCUCAGUUUAAACGAUCCCCUGGGACUUCAGCUGAAGGAGCAAGUCCAGUUAUUACUGUCCGACCUGUCAACGUGACAGCUGAAAAGGAGGUUUCCACAGGCACCGUCCUUCGCUCCCCUAGGAACCAUCUCUCAUCGAGACCUGGUGCGAGCAAAGUGACGAGCACUAUCACCAUAACACCGGUCACAACCUCAUCUACUCGAGGAACCCAGUCAGUGUCAGGACAAGACGGGUCAUCCCAGCGACCUACACCCACCCGCAUUCCUAUGUCAAAAGAUCCCGAGUUUGCUUCAUGUGCUGGAAAAAACAUCUCCUAGCUCUCACAGGGCCUGGACCUCUAAAGUUUUGCAAAACUAAAGCCUCUGGGAUGAUUUCAGGAAAUAAUUUGAAUAUGAAAUAAAAUGAAAAUGAAAUAUGGAAUCCUAAAAACAGAGUUUUACUUAUUUGUGUGUGUCUGUGUGUACUAAAGAGGUUUUGGCCAUCUCCAAAACAUUCCCAGAAUUUUAGAGAUGAUAAUUUUAGAAGCACUAAUGUCAAACUCAUGCUCUAUUCAAGUGUGCAAUUGAUUUAAAUUGUGGAGCAGUUUGAAUAGAGCUGCCAAAUGGCCCUUCUAUCCAUUACAACCUCAACAGAGGUUGUAAUGGAUAGAAAAUAGAAGAAAGUAAUUGUGAUACACUAAUGCCAAGAGAAAAAAUGACAUCAUGCACAGCUUAAUUGAAUUCAAAUAUUUUCCUCAGUUGAAUGUGGACUUUACUUGCAAAUACAGAACCAGUUCAUGAUUGUGGUGUGUGUGUGUGUGUGUGUGUGUGUGUGUGUGUGUGUGUGUGGUGAUGAAAUGAAUUAUUAUUCCUGUCAGUUUUACUUAUAUUUGUAUUAUUUUCAUUAAUUUCAAGCAUGUUUUAAUAAGCAUGAAACUGUGUGAAUGCAAAAUGCCAGGUGUCUUUGUGAGAGGAUUAACCAUGUUAUUAAAGUGGACAUUGUGCUUCCUGGUCAAAUAACCACAAAUGAGCUCAAGGCUAAUAACCCGCAGCUUAGCAUCUGAGGUCUCAUGUAGGCAGCACCUUUGUCAAAAUUUUUAAGCCAAUUGAGUGAACUUUAUAAAAAUACAACAACUAUAAAGUUACAGGUUGUUAUUUUUCCACUUCUGAAUUGUGAGGGUUCCAAAAUUAUUUGUAUAGUCCCUGCUGUUGAUAUUUGGGGAAAGAUAGAUUUUUUAAAAAAAGAUAUUUGAUUAGCUUUUAUCAUUAAAUCAUCAUACUUCAUGAUAAAGAGGCUGUUCUUUGAGUUCUUUCCAUACCAAUUUCCUAUCUCUUGCAGAACUUGGACUUGAAUUGUAUAUGAUGGUGGUAGAUGCCUCACAGAAUUCAUACAUUUUUUUUAAUGUUUAUUUAUUUUGAGAGAGAGAGAGCACAAGCAGGAGAGGAGCAGAGAGAAAGAGAGGGAGAGAGAGAGAGAGAGAAUCUGCACUGUCAGCACAGAGCCCAACAUGGGGCUUGAUCCCACAACCCUGGAUCAUGACCAGAGCCAAAAUCAAGAGUCGGAUGCGUAACUGACUAAGCCACCCAGGUGCCCCCAUAUUUUUUUUAAUCAGGUAUCUUAUUGCCUGUAGCUUAUCAGUUCUCAGCAUAUGUAUUAAAAGAUGUUGAGUAACCAUGCUAACAUGCCAUAAUAAUGGGAUUUCAAGGUAGCAGGAGAGAGACUGAGAAAAAUGAUUUUAUAAAAUGUGAUUUUGAGGGGCACCUGGGUGGCUCAGUUGGUUAAAGGUCUGACUCUUGAUAUUUGCUCAGGUUAUGAUCUCAUGGUUCCUGAGACCCAGCCCCUGGUGGCCUCCACACUGACAGCACAGUGUGGAGCUUGCUUGGGAUGAUUCUCUCUCUACUUCUCUCUCUCUGCCCCUCUCCUGCUUGCACACUCAAGCCUUCUUUCUCUCUCAAAGUAAAUAAAUAAACUUUAAAAAAUGUGACUUUUGGGGGGCGCCUGGGUGGCUCAGUCGGUUAAGCGUCCGACUUCGGCUCAGGUCAUGAACUCGCGGUUUGUGAGUUCGAGUCCCGCGUCGGGCUCUGUGCUGAUAGUUCAGAGCCUAAAGCCUGCCUCAGAUUCUUUGUCUCCCUCUUUCUCUGCCCCUCCCCCACUCAUGCUCUGUCUCUCUCUGUCUCAGAAAUAAACAAACAUUAACAAAAAUUUUUUAAUGUAAUUUUUAACAAGUUUAAACAAGAUAUCUUUCCAUUUCCAAUACUGACUUGUAUUUUCUUAAAAGGAAAUUUUUCCCUUUUAUAAAGUGCACAACCACCCCUUUGAGGAAAGAAAAAAAGGAUAUUCACUCUUUUGAAAUGCUUCUUUGGCAUUUAGGGUAUUUAGUGUUACUGUGAACAAAUGGUGUCAAAAAUGAAAACUGAGACAUUAUAUUACUUCUGACUCUACCUGUCAUUCUCCAAUGACUUUUAUUAUAAUCUAUUGUCACCGAUGCUGUUUUUUGCUUUUACCCACUCAUACCAUGCUUAUUUCAUUCCUGCCUGGAAGUCCAUACCUGCCAUCUGCAGGGAGAGUGCCCUGAAAGGCUUAGCAGUGCAUGUACAGGAUGUUUAUACAUCUGGAUGCUGGAAUAGAGUCAUCUACAAAGUACAACUGCUAGGAAAAUUUGGCCGAACAGCACAUUCACUUUUAAGAAAUGGUAAAGAGCAGCCAUGGCAGUGUUUCUUCGUAAUUUUAUUUUAUUUAUUUAUUUUUUUAAUGUUUACUUAUUUUUGAGAGAGAGAGAGGAGGGGCAGAGAGAGAGAGGGAGAGACAGGGAGACACAGAAUCCGAAGCAGGCUCCAGGAGCCUGACGUGGGGCUUGAACUCACAAACCAUGAGACCAUGACCUGAGCCGAAGUCAGACGCUUAACCAACUGAGUCACCCAGGCGCCCCUAUUUUAGAACCAAUUCUACAUUUAUUGGAUAGCUUUGUUUUUGUUUUGUUUUGUUUUUUUAUUUUAUUUUUUUUUUAACGUUUUAUUUCUUUUUGAGACAGAAAGAGACAGAGCAUGAAUGGGGGAGGGCCAGAGAGAGAGGGAGACACAGAAUCGGAAGCAGGCUCCAGGCUCUGAGCCAUCAGCCCAGAGCCCGACGCGGGGCUCGAACAUACGGACCGCGAGAUCGUGACCUGAGCUGAAGUCGGACACUUAACCGACUGAACCACCCAGGCGCCCCAGGAUAGCUUUGUUUUAAGCCACAUAUUAGAAAUGAAAUCACUGAGAAUAGGAAGUAGAGGAUUAAAUGCACUCCAAUUCCAGCUUCCAUUUGUGAGGAUAAUGCUUUUACAGUGCAACUUGAUGGGCUUUUAUAAGAAUGAAUGGGAUUAAAAGGUUAGAGUCUUUUCCCUGUCCUGGAACACAGUAUUGUUCCAGGGCCUCACCAAGGCUGCUGUGUACAGCUGCCGUGCAGGUCCCACCCUAGGGAUGGGGGGAGUGUGAUGGCUCCCCCUGGGGUUGUGCAGGGCACAAUCUGCACAGCUACACAGGAAGCGCUGGUCUUCCCCUCCAGAGAAUAGUUUUUAUGGGUUGACUAUUUCAGCACGCUAUGAUGGUGGCCAUUUAGCAUGCAUGGUAUAAGAAAUGUUCCUGGGGCGCCUGCGUGGUUCAAUCUUUUGGGCAUCAGGCUUCGGCUCAGGUCAUGAUCUUGCAGUUCGUGGGUCCGAGCCCUGUGUCGGGCUCUAUGCUGACAGCGCAGAACCUGGAACCUGCUUCAGAUUCUGUGUCUCCCUCUCUCUGACCCUCCCCUGCUUGUGCUCUGUCUCUCUCUCUCUCUCUCAAAAAUAAACAUUAAAAAAAAUUUUUUUUAAAGACAUGUUCCUGUAUGGGACAUGGCCCUAAGGGUAUUUAUCAUUUCUUGAAAAUGACCUUUCUGUCUAGGUCACUUGCUUAAACAGACUCAUUCAGUUUCUGCUGGUAAUUUUGUUACAUUUUCAGUGAGGGCAAGUUAACGGAUAGCAACCAGACUCCAGAGGUUUUAGCGUAUUCAUUAACAGCAGGUCUUACUAGAUCUCUUACUUGAAUGUCUUCAAGAAAGAAGUGAAAGAAUGGCUUUGAUGUGUCAUGUGGGAAGAGUAUAGUUGCAGGGAAAUGAAAACAUAUCCAAGAAUAUAAGAUGUACAAAGAUUUGAAUUUCUCAUUUCCUCAUAGGUUUAGAACACUGAGGAAAGCAUGAGACUUCCCUGAUCAGAAAAACCCAGGGAUGUUAGAUAAGAAGACUGCGCUUAUGUGGGAGGUUGAAGGGCAGAGAGAAGGAUGGACACAGAGGGGGCUUCCCAGUAAACAGGAGCACACAAUUCCAAAUUUUCCCCAACCCAGAUGGAAUUCAGGGUUUCCCCUCCACAACCUCCUCUAGGGUUUCAUUGUUGGUUAUGUCCUCAUCUUCUGCUGUUUCAGUUUCUCCUUUUUACCUGCUACUUCCGCACAGGAUAUAAAUAUGCUCUGGACUCUUCCAUUGGAGCACAAUUCUUCCUUCAGCCAUGCAGUCCUCUAUAGCUGCUGCCCUGUCUCCUUUCUGCCCAGUUAAGCCACAGACCAAACACUCAACCAUUUCUGCCUCCACCUCCACAUUUCCAUUUAUUCCUUAACUCUUUUUUUUAAAUUAAUUAAUUUAUUUUGAGAAACAGGGAGAGAGAGAGAGAGAGAGAGGAGAGAGAGAGAGAGCAGCGGAGGGGCAGAGAGAGAGGGAGAGAGAGAAUCCCAAGCAGGCUUUGCACUGUCAGCGCAGAGCCUGAUGUGGGGCUUGAACUCAUGAACUGUGAGAUCAUGACCUGGGCUGAAAUCAAGCAUUGGACACUUAACUGACAGAGCCACCAGGUGCUCCAACUCCUUUAAAAUUUUUUCAAAAAGUUUAUUUAUUUAUUUUGAGAGAGAGAGAGAGAGAGAGAGAGAGAAUGAGCUGGGGAGGAGCAGAAAGAGAGGGGGACAAGAGAUCAAAGCAGGCUCUGUGCUGACUGUGGAGAGCCCAACACGGGGCUUGAACUCACUAACUGUAAGAUCACGACCUGAGCUGAAGUCUGAUGCUUAACUGACUGAGCCACCCAGAUGUCCCUCUUUUAAAAAUGUUAUUAGUAUAAUUCAUAUACAGGGGCACCUGGGUUACUCAGUUGGUUAAGCAUCUGACUCUUGAUUUUGGCUCAAGUCAUGAUCUCACAGUGUAUGGGUUCCAGCUCUGUGCUAACAGAGAGGAGCCUGCUUGGGAUUCUGCCUCUCCUUCUCUCUCUGCACCUCCUCCACUCACUUGAGUGCAUACUCUCUCUCUCUCUCUCAAAAACAAAUAAACAUUCAAAAAAAGGUAAUUCAUAUACAAGGUUAAACUAUCAGCCAGCACUAAAAGAAAAUUAAAACCAUUCUUCCUUAUCUCACUCCCCUUUUCCCUCAGUUUUACUCCCUGGAAAACAUCAUUUCUAACUCUUAGCUGUUUUUCUGGUGUUUAUCUACAUAUUUCUAAAUAAUAUACUUGUAUUCUUUGUCAAUGUAGACAUUAUUUUCUGUCUUCCCAUUAUUGCUUUGAUGGUUGAGGAUGCUCUCAUAUGUCACCUCUGUCCUUUUUCCCCAUCCUCCCAGUAUGAUUACAACAUGAAUUUUUUGAUAAAUUAUCAGUCAGCAUUUAUAUGUUUAUGUAUAUAUAUGUUUACAGUGUAAAUUUAAACACUGUUCCCUGUUGGGGCAACUGACUGGCAGAACUCAUGACUCUUGAUCUCAGGGUUGUGAGUUCGAGCCCCAUGUUGGGUGUAGAGAUUGCCUAAAAAUUAAAUCUUUAAAUAAAUAAAUAAAUAAAUAAAUAAAUAAAUAAAUA
Molecule: messenger RNA, 9031 nt
Organism: Acinonyx jubatus (cheetah)
Lineage: Eukaryota; Metazoa; Chordata; Mammalia; Carnivora; Felidae
Gene: FILIP1
Product: filamin A interacting protein 1
Exons: 6
Coding region: 7-3540 (1177 amino acids)
Source: RefSeq, a predicted model, not a curated record